CCUUUACUUGUUAUCACGGCGACUUUAAGGGGUAUGUCCCAAGCUGGUAACAUUUCUCCUGCACGGAUGAACUUCUUCAGAGGAUUCGCUUCCAAGCUCUUCGUCAAAGGUCUUCAAAACUUCUGCUUUUGAUUCAUCGGUGGAGCUAUUUGGUGGCUGUACCGUGCAGUUCUCCGUGUUCUUGCUAAAUUUGAUGAAAAUAGGACUGAAAUUGGAUGCUGAGGUUUAAAAUGGUUCAACUUCAUUCAGAAUUAAGCUAUGUUCAAAUGCUUAAGGAGUUAUAUAUGACUGGUAGUGAGACAACCUAGUGCUACCAGCCAUAUAGGCAGAUUCUCAUUUUAGGCCUUUUCUUUGGAUGUGGAAUCUCAUCAAGGCAGGGCCCUUGAGACUCACUCCUAAGGAAUAAACCUGGAUAUACAACUCAACCCACCAAAACCAUGUAGAAGGUAAUCUAGUAGAACUCUAGUGUGGAAUCGGAUCCAGGGUAUCUGAAUCUGCAACUCAUCCCAUGCCCUUUGACCACUACGCUACACACCUCACAGGUAUAUCUUUCUCCACCACAGAGGAGAGACUAGUGGAAGCGUUUUCUAAAUUUGGUCAAGUCAUUGAAGGUAAAGUAAUUAUGGACAAAGUUAGAAACCGAUCAAAAGGUUAUGGGUAUGUGACUUUUGCUAAAGAGGAUGAAGCCCAGAAAGCCUUGAUGGACAUGAAUGGGAAGUCACUUGAUGGACGCGUUCUUUUUGUGGACAAUGUAAGGCCCAGUAGGAAUUUCAAUUCUGGCGUGCCAAUAGCAAGAGGAUCCCCAGUGCCAGCAGCUGAUAGCUGAUACUAACCUUUCAACUAUUUUCUUUACACAUGCAAUAAUGUCAACAAAGUGGGUUAAUUGCCAGAUAUUUCUUUUGUAGCUUGUAUAUUUGUCAUGAUUCAGUAAGCAUUCAUUCUCACCUUGCUUCCAAACACCCCUUAAAACUUUCCAUCGAGUUCUCUUUAGCAAUUGAUGGCAGAUAUACAGGAAUGGGAUGCAAACCACAGGAAAACCUGUAUGGAGUCUUGACAAAACCAAUGAACCUAAAGAGUUGAAUGAUGUUACAUGUCUAUACCUAAUUAGUAGGGUUAGGUUGCAUUUGUGUACAUAGGACAAUAAAUUAGCUGGUGAAUAGUGUUUUCAAGUGGAUAAUGCCUCUGUGUUUCCUGCCAAUUUUAUGUAAGUUUUGCCUUUUAUGGUUGUUCUAUGUUA
Molecule: messenger RNA, 1237 nt
Organism: Carya illinoinensis
Lineage: Eukaryota; Viridiplantae; Streptophyta; Magnoliopsida; Fagales; Juglandaceae
Product: small RNA-binding protein 11, chloroplastic-like
Exons: 5
Coding region: 509-826 (105 amino acids)
Molecular function (GO): RNA binding
Source: RefSeq, a predicted model, not a curated record